Molecule: messenger RNA, 1782 nt
Organism: Arctia plantaginis
Lineage: Eukaryota; Metazoa; Arthropoda; Insecta; Lepidoptera; Erebidae
Source: the annotation of a GenBank genome assembly
AUGCCUGUGACAUUAGUAGACAGGUUGCCCUUGCCGAAUCUCAAGGUUUACACCGCGGGAAGUGUUUCUUUGCUUUCAAUAGCCAUUUAUUACGCUCUGAGUGCAACUAGUGAUCCGAACUGGCGGGUGAACGUGACACAGGGUCGGCAAGAAGGUAUGGCGGAGCCGGGAGAUCUCGAGGCGCAGCUGGUGAUGACUUCACCGCCGGUUGUCGCUGGGAACGGCACCAGGAACAUCUCGGAUCAGUUCGUAGAUGUAAUGACUUUUAUGAUGCAGGAGCCACUCUGCGUGUGGACCCUGAUCAACCUAGCAUACUGCUCACUCGCCGUAUUCGGCUUCGGCGUCCAACGACUCGUAUUUGGUCAACUCCGUGUCGCUGAGGCCCAACGCGUUAAAGACAAAUUCUGGAAUUAUGUCUUCUAUAAAUUCAUAUUCGUAUUCGGCGUCAUCAAUGUUCAAUACAUGGAUGAAGUGCUUCUGUGGUGCUCCUGGUUUACUCUCGUUGGCUUUCUUCAUCUACUGGGACAGUUAUGCAAGGAUAGGUACGAAUACCUGUCUUCGUCGCCGAACACGGAAGGUUGGGUCCAUGUGCGCCUGGCCUGCCUUCUUGGCGGUAUCUUGACUGCCGCCACCGCGUUGCUUGGGGCCGCUGCGGCCUGGGGACUGCCUGCCGGACGGGAUACCUUUGCCUUUAUGGCUGCUGAGUGCAUACUAGUGUUGGUGGCGGUCCUACACGUGGUGGCGCGGUACGUUCUCCAAUUGUACGAGUGCGACGUGGCCGGACCCGUUGCCUACUACACACAUCUUGUAUUUGACUCGGUGUCGCUGGUGGUAGAGCUGAUCCACGUGCUGCACAUGGUGGUGUACAGCAACAUGCUGGUAUCGAUGGCAUCCCUGGUGCUUCUGAUGCAGCUGCGGCACUUGCUGCACGAGCUGCAGGCGCGGGUUCGGCGGCAUCGGCUUUACACAUCGCUCGCCACGCAUAUGUCGCGCAAUUACCCGAUGGCCAGUAAAGAAGAAGUUGACAAGAAUCAGGACAACUGCGCCAUCUGCUGGGAGCCCAUGAAGGAAGCAAGGAAGCUGCCUUGCUCACAUCUCUUCCACAACUCGUGCCUGUGCCAGUGGGUGCAGCAGGACGCGUCGUGCCCGACGUGCCGGCGCGGACUGGCCGGCGCCGCGCCCGCGCGCCCCGCCCCUCACGCCGCGCCGCUGCCCAACCAUCUCUUCCACUUCGACGGAUCCCGUUACGUGUCUUGGCUGCCGAGCUUCUCCGUGGAAGUGACCCGUGUCCGCGGCGAGCUGGCCCCGGGCCCGGCGCUGGACAACACGGCUCAGCAGCUGCAACACAUGUUCCCGCAGUAUUCAAUAGCGACCCUAACUGCGGAUUUGUCAAGAACCGCCUCUGCCGACCUGACUCUUGAUAACAUCCUCGAAGGACGCCUGGUAGCGGCCGAACCUAUCCCUGAACCUGAGCCAUUGCCUGUGCAGCAACAGCCCACACUCCUCGACGUGGCGACGUCCACGAUCGAACCCUGGACACCUCCGUCGUCCGCGUACCUGUUACCAACUACGAGCACGGCAGGCACUGAUACUAUAGAGCGCUCCAACAGGGGAACGGGACACAGUACAGUUGCGCCUGAAAAUUUGGUAGAGGAUGACGUGUCGCUGGGCGGGUUCGCCCCCAGCGCGGCGUCGCGCGCGGCGGCGCUGGCGCGGCGCAAGGAGCGGCUGGUGGCGGGCGCGCGCCUGCGCUACCUGCGCCGCCUGCCGCGCGCGCCCUGA